AUGAGUGGUUAUGUACCUCCAAUUAGGUUUGAAAAUGGACAAGGAGCAGUUAAUAAUUACCCACCAAUACAUCAUCUUGAGUCUGCCUAUGAUUAUCAGGUAGGGUCGACAUCGAGUAAUUUUGGUUUGAUGGCAGUAGCUCGACAAUAUGUCAAUGAGAGUCAUCAUGAUUUGGUCAAUUUAUUGACUCAACAAAUGACUACUAUUUUGAACCCAAUGAUGGCUAAUCAUGAAACAAAAUUUGAGUGUGUGGCGAGACAAGUCGAACGAAUCGCUCAGAUUGUUGAUUAUGAUGAAGGUGAUCGUCAAAAUAUGGAAGCAAACCCAAGAGAUUUAGGGAUUGAUCCGAGAGAUAGGAUUGAUCAUAUAAAUCUCGAUGGAAAUGCUCCUCAUAUAAUUCGACGUGAUCAAAAUGUGGAUGAAGUGUUGGCUAGAAUGCGAGUUAAGCAACGUGGUGAACAUUAUCAGGACACAAGAAUAGUUGAAGAUAUUCUUAACAGGGUUGGAAUCAAUGUGGGAUUUAGGAAUCAACCAUAUUUUGUUUUCUCAUUUUAUGUUGUAGUGCAGAUGGCAGAAGUACCUAAGGAUGUGAAGAACCCAAAAAUAGUAACAAAAUUUGCAGGAGAAGUAGGUGCAUCGACUACUGAGCAUGUUGCUCGAUAUAUGGUCGAAUUAGGCAAUUUGACAAAUGAUGAGAAUUUGAAAAUGAAAUUAUUUCUUUUUUUGUUGACGAAAAAUACUUUUACUUGGUUUUCAAAUUUAAUACCCAAUUUGAUUGUGACUUGGGCACAGUUGAAAAAUGCUUUUCAUUCUCAGUUUUAUAUAGGUGAAUUGAACGUGACAAUUACGGAUUUAGUGGCUUUAAAACGUGAUGAUAGAAAAUCAAUCGAUGAUUUAAUGAUCUGUUUUAAGAAUGCCCGAAGUUGA
Messenger RNA from Arachis duranensis, 927 nucleotides. RefSeq lists its product as uncharacterized. Bases 1 to 927 code for a protein of 308 amino acids. The transcript has a single exon. NCBI's taxonomy places the organism in Eukaryota, Viridiplantae, Streptophyta, Magnoliopsida, Fabales, Fabaceae. The record is from RefSeq and is a predicted model, not a curated record.